AGAAAGCAGACUCUCUAGGAAGUCAUAAAGGGAGUUAAAUCCUCCCUCAAUUUAAUAAAGCUGGAGGGCAAGGCAUACUGUUUGUCAUGGGUUUGUCACAAGCUAUAGAAUUACAGCCAGACCCAUCCAGAAGGCUGCCUGUUGAUUUUUCUAGAGCUCCCCAACACGCACUUUUGAGUUAAAAAUGGGCAGGAAAGGGGGGGAAAUGCCUCUGAUUGUAUAUUUCUUUCAAUCCGCUGGAGGAGUCUGACUAGUGACGGGAAAGUAGAAGCGAUCAGGGGAGAAAUUGUUUCAAAUGCAUUCUGAGAGGGGAGAAGAAAUAGAAGCCUACUUUUUAAUCCCAGAUCUUGCUACUCCAGUGAAUGAAGUUCAGAGGAGAACAUAAAAGAAGUAUGAAGCCUGCAGGUACCAGCACAGAGAUUUCCUUGUUCAGCAAUAUCCUAUCAGCAUAUUCCUUCAUCACAGAAAACCCUGAACAAGCUGCCCUCUGUUUUGUGUCUGGGAUUUGCAUUGGACUUCUCUUGACUUUGUUGGCUUUAGUCGUCCAAAUCUCUUGUCAAACUGAUUGCAAACAGUCAUCAACCCAAAGGCCAUCAUGCAACAGUGACGGUAGCUGGAGUGACAGUGACUCAGAUACUACCUCAGAUCUGUCCGUGCGACGGCAACGCCGAUUUGAACGGACUUUGAACAUGAAUGUCUUUACUUCGGCUGAGGAGCUUGAGAGAGCGCAACGGCUGGAGGAAAGGGAGCGCAUCAUCCGAGAGAUAUGGAUGAAUGAGCCAGAUAUUCCAGGAACCAGGAGCCUGAAUCGCUACUAUUGAUGGCAAUAAAUAGGACUGAACUCAUGGGGUCUAUUAAGUCUGAUGGGAAGAGGAAUGAAGUCCUACUCUAGAAAAGCAAUAUUUUUACUUUACCCUUUCAGUCUAAGGACAACCUUUUUCAAUAUUUGGCUCAGGUUGCAAAGUUGGGGGAAAGGGGCGGGUUUGUUUCUUCUCAACGCUUUGGUUGCUACAAAUUGGGAGAGCUAAUGAGUGAUACAUAAAAAGGUUUUCUCCUCUUUUCCUCCCAACUAACUAUUCUAAAGAUAAGUUGCAAAAGGAAGUACUUUCGCUUCUUCUUCUUCUUUAGACUUCACUUUCAAAUUUGGUCCCCAAAAUGACCUCACGAUACAACAUUACUAAACUCCCUGCUCUACUUGAUGUUGCUGUUAAAAAAUGAAUGGGAAACUGGCAUGCUGCAAAGCAAGACAGUGAUCUCCCACAUUUCCCAGAUAAUUUAUAUCCAACAAGGUCUGGGGUCCUCCUAUAGAAAUCAGAGGGGUUCUUUGGAGAUAAAAUUCAAAAUGUUGGUGUUCGUGCUUUGUUUGCUGUCUGCUUUGUGAUUGGCCACAUUCACCAUGGCAUGGCAGCCAUUUUCUAAGAGUGCCUAUCUCUUCCAAAUUUCAGAUGUUUACCCAUUGGGACAAAAAGGUGGAGAACCAUUGUUCCACCAGAUCACUUUUUCCUCCUGCUGUUCAUAGCAGGAAUCAGAGUUCUGUUCCUCCUGUGCAGCUGAUGCCUUCUGGGGAAAGCAGGCAGGGCUCUGAUCAAAUGAAGGAGUGGGGUAUGUCCCUCUCAGCUGUGCUCUAUAAAUCUUCUUCACCCUGCAGAUUUGCUGAAAUUAAGCUAUCCAUCUCCUUAAUUCUGACAAUCACUGUUCUCCCCUGGUUAACCACCAUCUUCACCAACAAUUUUUCUUGAAUUUUUAUUGGAAAUAAAGGGAUAUAUUGUACAAGAUGAAAGGCUCCACUUUAUAUUUGAUGAAAGGCUCACUUUAUAUUUUAGAAAAUGUGAGAUUUAUGGGUGGAAUCUUCCUCCGGGCACAUGUCUAAAAUAUGAAUUUUAACCUGCUUAAUGUUUUAAUAAUAACAAACCUGCUAGAUAUUAUGACUGCCCUUACUAACCAAAAAAGCAGAUCUAAAAUAAAAUAUACAGUUUCUGAGGUCUGUGAGAAGUUAUGGGCAAAGAACAUGAAAAGCCUGGAGCAAUCACUGGCAGCACUUGUUCAAGAGAAAGAAAGAUGGGAAAAUGCUAGCAAGCAUUCAUACUUGCCCAUAAGCUGUAAUUAACAAAGCAUCCAAGCAUGCCUUAAUAGAAGACAAUACCUGAUAAAAGAGACAUAGAAGCAGAAAGGUGAACAAUUAUCUUGUGACUUUGAAAAGUCAUGGCAAUGACCUAAUUUUUCUUUCCUUCCCACAUAUGCUUCAAAACUGGGCAUUUCCACAUUAUGAAAUCAGCUUGCUAGUUGCACAUUCACUAAUACAUUGUGUUAUUUAAGACUGUGUUUUAAAUCUUGCUUCAGUGGCAGCAUCCCCCCCACCCCCCCCACACAACUCAGGGAUGUAAAAUUAUCCUCUCAACUCAAGUUCCUACAUUCCCCCUCCUUGCUGUUGUUUUCUAUUGGGUCUUCUUCCAAUCAAUAAUUUUAUAUUAGUAUAGGAAUUGUGUGAGUUUCAAAUAUAUUGUUAGCAACCUCAAAAUGAUUGUCAGGAUUUUAUGAGUUCCUAUAUGUGUGUAUAUAUAUGCCAUUUGAAAGUACUGAUUAAAAUUGUUUUCUUAUAA
Messenger RNA from Thamnophis sirtalis, 2600 nucleotides. It is a transcript of the gene EVA1A, whose product is annotated as eva-1 homolog A, regulator of programmed cell death. NCBI's taxonomy places the organism in Eukaryota, Metazoa, Chordata, Lepidosauria, Squamata, Natricidae. The record is from RefSeq and is a predicted model, not a curated record.